AUGAACAAUUUCUCUGAAGUGACGUCUUUUCAUCUGACUGAAUACUAUGGGAUGGAGGACCUGAAACCAGUGUACUUCUGCAUGUUCCUGAUCAUAUAUAUAACAAUUGUGGCUGAAAAUGUUGCGUUGAUCGGAGUGGUGUAUCAUGAAAAAACCCUGCACGAGCCAAUGUAUUUGUUGCUGUGUAACCUGGCUGUGAACGGUCUGUAUGGAAGCACCGCCUUACUGCCAGCAGUACUGAGCAAGAUGCUGUCUCACUCCUAUGAGAUAUCUCUGCCAUUGUGUCAGACACAGAUCUAUGCUAUACACACAUUUGCCAUCAUCGAAUUCACGAUUCUAGCGGUGAUGAGUUAUGACAGAUAUGUGGCCAUUUGUUAUCCACUGCCGUAUCAUGCAAUCAUGUCACAGAGACUUGUCAAACUCAUUGUUUUCAUGUGGCUUUACCCCAUUGUUGCAUUUUUAAUCGUUUUUAUUUUCACUCUUCGGCUGAGGUUUUGUGAGAGAACCAUAGAAAAGGUGUACUGUGUUAAUUACCUACUGGUGAAACUUGCUUGUACAGAUACAUCUAUUGUUAACAUAAUUGGUCUACUCUCUGUAGGUUUGUAUACAUUUCCACAGCUUAUUAUGGUCUUUUAUUCAUAUGCACACAUCCUAAGGAUAUGUGUAUUGUCAUUCAGCAAAUCCAGGCUCAAAGCCCUCCGGACCUGUACCCCCCACCUAUUAGCAAUAAUUAACUAUUCUAUCGGGUGCUUUUUUGAAAUAGCACAAAGUCGAUUCAACGUUAGUCACCUGCCUUACGAAACCAAGUUGUUUUUGUCUCUGUACUUUUUGAUAUUCCCACCCAUUCUCAAUCCAGUAAUCUAUGGUUUGAGUAUCCAAGUCAUAAGAGCACAAAUGUUUAGGCUUUUCAGCAGAAAAAAAAGGCAAGUACAAAUGAUGUAG
Toxotes jaculatrix (banded archerfish) is the source of this 942-nucleotide messenger RNA. RefSeq names its product olfactory receptor 52L1-like. Gene Ontology annotation, molecular function: olfactory receptor activity; G protein-coupled receptor activity. Gene Ontology annotation, biological process: G protein-coupled receptor signaling pathway. The transcript has a single exon. Gene Ontology annotation, cellular component: membrane. NCBI's taxonomy places the organism in Eukaryota, Metazoa, Chordata, Actinopteri, Toxotidae. Bases 1 to 942 code for a protein of 313 amino acids. The record is from RefSeq and is a predicted model, not a curated record.